Molecule: messenger RNA, 391 nt
Organism: Spirodela intermedia
Lineage: Eukaryota; Viridiplantae; Streptophyta; Magnoliopsida; Alismatales; Araceae
Source: the annotation of a GenBank genome assembly
AUGCGGCACGACGCUGGCAUUCUCCUCGCUCUCUUCUGCAUCCUCCUGGCUUCUCUGGUGGCAUCAGUCUCCACAGCCUGGCCCGGGCAAGCGACUUACAAACUUACGAGAAGGUGCGCUCAGUGCUGGCGGAGGCCAGAUUGAGGAGGGAAGGAUCCGAGGUUUGGCCCGUGGAUUCGUGGCGGUCCGACAAGAAGAGUGGGCGUCGACCGCCGAGAUUGCCACCACCUCCACAAUCAAGACCGAUAGCCAGUCAGCUCAGACUGCCGAUUCGCAGCUUCAGGCCUCCACCGCCAACUUAAGCUCCAUCGCCGCCGCCGACGAUGCGUUCCCCCAUGGUCCCCGGUUACUGGCCGCCCCCGCCGCCUCCGCGCUAUGGGUAGCAUUGUAG